Ostrinia nubilalis (European corn borer) is the source of this 2209-nucleotide messenger RNA. Its product is annotated as lipopolysaccharide-induced tumor necrosis factor-alpha factor-like. The transcript is spliced from 3 exons. NCBI's taxonomy places the organism in Eukaryota, Metazoa, Arthropoda, Insecta, Lepidoptera, Crambidae. The record is from RefSeq and is a predicted model, not a curated record. Gene Ontology annotation, molecular function: zinc ion binding. Bases 788 to 1207 code for a protein of 139 amino acids.
ACUACUUCUUUCUUCUCUCAAGUAUCUUCUUAUGCUUUCGAUGGCGUUCGCAAAUCAAUUUGGCUACUCAGGUAACCAUUGGAUAAUGGUGCAUGUACUUUCAAUUAAUUUAUUUUAUUACUUCUAAUUUAAAACUAUUGCACAUUUAACUAGGUAAAAGACAGCAUUCAUGAAAUCAAAUAUAAACAGUUUUAAAAUAUGAACGUGACUGUUAAUAGUUUGGAUGCUACGAGUAUGAUUUUAUAAAUCCGAUAGUAAGUAGUGCUCUACAUACAGUUGCUCACAUUCUCAUACUCUACAUACUUCCUGAAAAUAAUACAAAUUAAUUUUAAUUUCAGGCUUUGAAGUUUCAUAACGUGAAGAAAAUAUUACAAACUUAAUGAUAAAUAAAAAGAACGAACGGCUCUAAUUACGAGUGUUUAGUGCAUAGUUUGAAGGAUUUCAUUAUGCCGCAAAGUUGUAUACAGCUGUUGAACACGAAAACAUUUAUGUUACGUGUCAGAGUAAUUUUGCUUCUCUAUCGCACUCGGAGUUAGAAAAGUUUGCGUCUCUCUCCCGCGUGACGCAAUGCGCCCGCGCAGUAAUCCGCGGUGCAUUCACUCGGACCGUAAACUGCGCGAGAUCACAACGUAGGUAACAUCAUUUCUCUAUAGUGACAAUCGAUUAUUUAGUUCGUGAUCUACAAAAAAAGUUUAUCUGUUUCAUAACCGUGUCUAAGACGCCAGUGACGUGCACAGUGAAUAUUUAUGUGGCAAUAAGAAAUCUGCGCGAAGGUUAAAGUUUUGCAAUGGACGCGACUAUGGAAAACAAAAUGGGUCUACCCCCACCGUACGAGCAGGCACAUCCCAACCCGGCGCCUCCACCAUCCUACUUUGGCAGUAACCCUCCACCACCACCGGGUAUGGUCAUCCCUCCGGCAACUGCUCCUCGGACCACCGUGAUCACAUCUCCACCUAGCUCCGGCCUAGCCCCAGGAAAACUGGGCCCAGGCCCCACAGGCACCACCUGCGUUACAUGCAACAAAUCCAUAGUAACGCGAGUCGAUUACGUACCCAACAAUCGGACUCAUAUAAUUUCUGCAGCGCUGUGCGUUCUGGCUGGAUGUUGUUGCGGCUGCUUCGUCCCCUACUGCAUGAGGUCUUGUAAAACCGCCAACCACUACUGCCCGAACUGUCAAGCGUUCGUCGGGACGUACAUUCCUUCGUGACUAUCUUGUCGUUGCAAAAAAUGAUCUCGAUUCGAUCUCAGAUGCUGUACCCACGUGUGACGUAAAUCUGCCGGGCUAGGAUGAUGCGCACCGUGAUAAAAUCUUAUCGAUGAUUUUUGACGACAAAUGUAUGGGCUUAUCGCGUAAAAUCGAUAAAAUGGUGCGAAAGAGCUUAUCGCGGCGCGCAUCCUAGGCCUACUGAUCUUGUAUGAUUAGUCACAUGCCUCAAGUACGUUUUGUAGCACAUCAUAUACAAUUUUGUAGGAAAAUAGCUGUUAUUACCACUACAUAAGAUGCCACAAUGUUUAGCUUGAUUUGUUGUCCUCUGUACUAAGCAAAUACGAGUAGUCAAGAUAGGUUGAGCCACAUUAUUUAUGUAGGUACAGCAUCUAAGGCGUUUAUAAAACAUCACGUAUAAAACAUAGUAAUAUUUUUGUAAAUAUCUUUAGAGUAUAUUUUAUUAUUAAGUUUACCCCACAUAAUUAUAUGUCAAAAUAAGAAUGAUUAAACCUUGUGGUUUAAUUUCUAUACGUUUUUACAGAUUUCAUUUUUUAUAAAGAACUGAUGAUACUUUGCCCCUAUUAUAUUUCUUGCCUUCUGGUAAUGGAAACUUUUUCUAUGGCAAUUCAGAUAAAGGUUUUCAUUCUAAAAAUUUAGAUACGACUGAAAAACAAACUGGUGCGGCGUAUUUGCGGAAAACGCGUUUGAGAUCGUCUCAAAAGAUAAUAAAGAUAAAAAAUGCACUAUAAGGUGAUAAAAUGAUAUUUUCAACUUAAUAUUUUCAUAAUGUACAGUGGUGUUUGUCAUACCUAGAUAAGUAAGUAUGUAUUCGAACUCAUUCUUCAUUCAAUGAAUAAGCAGAGUAUGUAUUGUUAUUUUAAUAUCAAUAAAAUGAGUGGACCAGUUCAAAGUACCUAUGUAAGUAUAAUAUUUUUUCAACUCAGUGGUGCCUCCAUUUUCCCUAUUGGCUUACCUACGUCAAAGUAGUCGUCAUUGUAGAGU